AUGGAACAACCAUAAUUACUGCUUUCAACUAAAAAUAACUUUUUGGAUUUGCAAGCACAAGUUAAUUAAUAAAUCAAGAAUCAUUGUCAACAAUUGAAAUUGAUUGAUUAGAGUAAUGAAAAAGUCAUAGAAAAACUCUUAAAACAAUAAGAAAAACUUUAAAUGCUGGUGAGUAAAUUGGAUUACUAUCAGAUAUAACCCUAAGUCAGUUACUUGGAUCUAAUUCUGAAACACCAGUACAAAUACGAAUUGAAAUUAUCUGAAGAUUUAGAAUUGCCAUGCUACAGAAAUCGAAUAUUCUCAAUACGGUUCAAUCUCAUGUAUCAAGGCUAAAUAUGCAUUAAUUAAAACAAAAUCAUCGUAGAGUUGGAGAUGUAUGAUAAUAUAAUAAAUUCUAAGUUGGACUUACGAUGAAUUACCAAAAAAGGUAUCGCACAAUAAUCAAGGGGAAUCAAUUUAUAAAGGCUGUUAAUAAGCAUUUAUUAAAGAAGGAUAAGGAAGACUCAACAAAAUUCAGAUUAAAGAAGUGUCCUCACAUUUUCCCAGGGGGUAAUUCGUGUUGAUAAUUGUACCAGUAAAUGAUCAUGGAGUAAUAGGGAAUUAAAAGUAAAUCUUUAAUGUUAAUUAAAAUAGAUUAGGUGAGAUCAAAAAAGAAUGGAUCAAGCCAUUAGUCUUAAAUGAAUUUGUCGUUAAGGCAAAAAGAUUUUCCAAUCGACAUGUUCCUUAUUAUAUUCGCAAGGAUGGAACUGUUAGCAUGAAACCAAUGUGA
Molecule: messenger RNA, 769 nt
Organism: Paramecium octaurelia
Lineage: Eukaryota; Ciliophora; Oligohymenophorea; Peniculida; Parameciidae
Source: the annotation of a GenBank genome assembly